This is a messenger RNA of Acipenser ruthenus (sterlet), 1440 nucleotides long. RefSeq names its product zinc finger and SCAN domain-containing protein 29-like. Lineage: Eukaryota; Metazoa; Chordata; Actinopteri; Acipenseriformes; Acipenseridae. The transcript is spliced from 2 exons. The coding region runs from base 1 to 999 and encodes 332 amino acids. Gene Ontology annotation, molecular function: zinc ion binding; nucleic acid binding. The record is from RefSeq and is a predicted model, not a curated record.
AUGGACCCUGCAGCACUGAACACCAUGAUGGAGGCUCAGGCACGGAGGCAUGAAGAGACCUUUGCAGCGGUGAUGGAGAGGAUGAAUGCCAUGUUCCUCGCGGCUAACCAGAGGAGGGAACCGGUGGCCGAACCAGCAGUAGCGCCUCCGAAACCUAAAGUGGUGAAGAUGUCGCUGGAGGAUGAUCCCGAGGCCUAUUUAACAUCCUUUGAAAGGCAGGCGACAGCAGCCCUAUGGCCUCGGGAGUGGUGGGCUACCCAGCUGGGACCCAAUCUGAUCGGGGAAGCCCAGGCAGCCUACCACGCUUUAACCCAUGAACAAGCCAUGGAUUAUGAUCUUGUAAAGAAAGCCAUCCUUCAGCGACUGGACAUCACGGAGGAGACGCACCGCCGCCGGUUCCGGGAGUACCAACGCCCAGAAGGAGUCCGACCCCGAGUAAUGGCCCAGCAGUUGGUGGACCAGGUGACCCGGUGGCUCUGCCCUGGUGAAAGCACAGCAGAGGAGGUGGCUGAGAUUGUCACCAUUGAACAAUUUAUACAGUUGCUGGGGCCAGAAGCCAGUAAUUGGGUCAGCCGGCACCGGCCCACCACGCUGGACGCCGCGGUCAGGUUGGCUGAGGGGUACGAGGACUCUAUGCCCACACCGCUGCCCACCCCGAUACAUCCCACGCCGACCUUCAUCAGACCCAGGAUGGCGGGCCCAAGGCCGGGGCCCCUUCACCCACACACACCCUUCACGUCUGGACCAGCACCCUCACGUUCCCCAACGGGUGGCCUCGCUCCACAACACUGGAGGCCGAGGUCAACCCCCAGCUGGGGUAGAACAGGGGCCCACUCCCCGCUGUCAGGUCGGCAGCGGGACAAUCAGGCUCCGUGGGCGCCUCUCCCUCUGGAAUGUUACCGGUGCCAUGGGGUCGGCCACCUUGCCCGGAAUUGCCCCUCAGCAAUGGAGUGUGGUGCGGCUUCGCAUUAUUUGGUACCGGCGACAGAGGAGGAGUGAGAGUCGGGAGCUGCAGCCGCGGAGCCAGCAUUAGACCCGGAGCACGUCCCUCACAGCACAACACAGCACAGCACCAGCACUCACCACGACCCCGGAAGAAAGAGCACAGUUUCGUGCACGGAGGAUUGUGGUUCAGGAGUGUCAUUCUUUUUGUUAUUAAGGACUGUAAACCUGCCGUGUUCCCCCCGAUACCAUCGCUGGCAAAAGGGGGGGGGUUAUUAUUAUUAUUUAUUAUAAUUAUUGAAAUUAAAAACACAGACGUUUUUGGGAGAACUCUGGUCUGGACAUUGCCUUUAUUAUCACCACUCACAUCCUGUUCACACAGCCUGUCUCGAAUUCAAUCAAAUCCCUCAAUACACGCCUCACUGCUCUUGAAACUCGUCCUGACAAGACUCUUCCUCUUAUUACAACAGCUUCUACAUCUUCUGUCAUUGAAGUAAU